AUAUUUCCUCCCCGCAGUGUUGUUUUUUGUCACGCAAAAAUUAAUGUUGACACAAGCCGGGCAAUUCACGCAUACCAGCAAUUCAUGAAUGCUUUCACUUUAUAAAUUCCAGUUUUCUUGCAAGAGCGCCAGUUUACUGAGGUUAACGUUUAUCCAGCUCUUCAUGGCUCAGGUUCCAGUUCAAUGUUACAUUUUACUCGCCUUUCUCAGUCGAUUGUUAUGCCUUGCCUCAGGUAAGCCGUACUUUAUUUAAUUACUGUUAACUGCAUUCUACGUGACUAAAGCGAGUAUGUUUGUGAAUAAAGCAAACAGUCGUUCAUGCGUUUAUAUCGCAGAACCCCAAGGUUUAAGUUACUGUUUAUGAUCUCUCAAAUUGUAGAAAUAAGCAACGCUUAAAAGAACCAAGUCAAUCAACUAUCAAGAGCGAGAUUACCAUGAUUACAACUCAACAUCGCCACAUGGAACGCGAACAGUUGCUCUUGAGAGGCCCAGCAAUAGGGAAUUGUAACAAACAGAUCUCUAUGUGGGCUAGAAAGGUUAAACCAAAGAUAAAUCGGCAGAGAAAGUUACAGUUCGCCGGAGGCCAUCAGUUGAUGGGCUCCUGAAUUUGCUAAUUGAUUCUUACUCCUCGCUCCAAAUCUAACCAUUUCAUUGAUCGGUCACUCAUAUUACUUGUCCCGUAGCAAUUCUUUUAUUUAUCGGUUUCUAUGGUAUAAAUUUUAAAAUCACGUAAAGCUUUCAGCAUAAUGUUUUUCUCACAAUUAAAUCCGCACAUUAUUCGUUGCUAAUUAGUCUCUUAUUCUGUAAGUGAAAAAAAAUGCCAUUUUGAAAAGUAAAUAUUUACUUAGUGUCAUAUGAUCAUCUGCCAUCUGGUUGAGCUUACCUACCAGCUACGAUUGAAAUUGCUCCUUCUAAAACUUCGCAAAGUCUGAAAGACUGGCGUCCGGGCCUUGCAUUUAACGGCCUAAAAACAUUAUUCCUUUAAUUGUCUUCCCUCAUUCAGGGACACUCAACGAGAAUAUAGUUCAAAACCACUUAAAUAUAGCAUUGUUAAACGUAUUUUAGUAUUUAAACGGUAGAUAUAGGUUGGAAUAUUUUUAUCACCUAAACAUUUUUGACCCGUUCGGUUUUCCUAGCUGAAAGUCUAGUGAUCCGAAAAUUAUAGGGAUCAAAACUUACGUUUUCGAAAAUUUCAGCCAGACAAAAAGGCUCCCGAAAAUUCUAGAUGACCUUUUUACGGUAAAAAUCCGUUAUUAAUGGGCAAUUACACCAUUUUUUAGAUGUUCGAAAAUAAUAGGAGAGGUAGGCAAGCAGGAAAUUUUACAACAAUUGUUCCGAAAAUUCUAGAUCUCAAAUCGUCUUCCGAAUAGAUAUUUUCCGAAAAUUGACGGUGGGUGCCCCUGCUCAUUCCUUAGCUCAUAAUUUCUAACGCCUCUCCUUCGAGAGAUAGAUCCAAACUUUGACUUCACAAGGAGAUAUUGGAUAUUGAUACCUCGUACGUACAGUUUAAGGGAGGUGGCUAGCCCCAUCAGAGACAAAGGUACAAUGUAAGUGCUCGUUGUAGAGAGGAAGCAGUUAUCGGAAGGUCAAUUUUGCGUAGAAGAAAUGCUGAAUGUGGUGUACUGAGAAAACUGAAAACAAAUAAAGUAAAUGCAAGGAGCGGAAGUCUGUAUGCAUCAGUUUGCACGCUGUACUCUUCUUCAUAAAUAGUCGUUGUAGAAAAGUCAUUUGGGCCGUUGGAACGCAAGUAAUUGGCCUUUACGUGGAAUCAUAUUUUUUUCAAGGGAUUGCAGUUUCGAAUUAUAUCAAUUGGAAACGCGGUAGAUAAAUCACCCUCCAUGACAUUACCUUUACGAAACUUAACCGCAGUAAAAAGUCAUGUCUUCGGUGCCAAUACAAAUUUCCCCGGAUUUAGAGUACGUGGCUGUCUUCGCACUACGUAUUUUUUUUUUUUUUUGGCAAAGAAAAAAAACCUGUCAACAGGUAGCCAUUUCUACCAAAAUUUUUGCAACUGUCAUCAAACUUCAAAGAUGCUGUCGAGAAGCUAUGGAGGCCUACAACUUCUGGUCAGGCGACAAUCUUAUCUCGCGAACAUGACCAAUUCAAGUUUCUUUAAUUGACGCUUUCGGUCAGACGAAAAAUUUUGCGUGUCUCACAUGCUAACAAGGUUGCAAAAAUGAAAAAUUGGUGACACCAAACUCUAUUUUUCUUCGCAGUGUGAACAGGGCCUAUCUCUGGCAGCUUGUCGUCCUUUCACCACAACGCCAGAGGGAAUGUCCUGUCCAAAAGCCGUGCACCUAAAAAACCAUUGCCGGCUGACAUAACUACGGUAGUUUAGUCUGGUAAUCCAGUCUAGUCUGCGGGGUCUAAUCUCUAGUCUAGUCUAGUCUAGUCCGGUAUAGUCCAGUCUAGUCUAGACUGUAGUCUAUUGUAGGCGAGUAUAAUCUAGUCUGGUACAUGUAGUCUUGAAAGUGGACUUGAAUGCCCCUUCCUGCCACUGAAGGCUAGCAAUACAGGGCCGAGGAACACAGAAAUAGCUUGCUUGAAUAAGGUUGCGUUUUGAAAGAAACCUUUAUGUUGAGAAAAAAAGUAGAGCCUUCCUUAGCCUUCUGAUGAUUUAUAGAUGUUUAAGAUUCAUAUUUCCAUUUAGAAGCGAGUGUGCGUAGUUGUUGCAUAAAUUAUGCAAUAAUUAUGCACACCGCCUCUACGCAAUGGCGAGCCACGGCGUGACUUAUGACGUGAUGGGUAUAACUUUCGUUUCAGUUUGGGUGUUGUGGCACAUUACACGAAGUAUUUUUUUUGUUGUUGUUUAGGGUGUGGUGUAAGACCUCCUUUACCACGAGUCAUCGGCGGACGUGACGCCCCACGGCAUUCAUGGCCUUGGCAAGCNAAGGUUGCAAAAAUGAAAAAUUGGUGACACCAAACUCUAUUUUUCUUCGCAGUGUGAACAGGGCCUAUCUCUGGCAGCUUGUCGUCCUUUCACCACAACGCCAGAGGGAAUGUCCUGUCCAAAAGCCGUGCACCUAAAAAACCAUUGCCGGCUGACAUAACUACGGUAGUUUAGUCUGGUAAUCCAGUCUAGUCUGCGGGGUCUAAUCUCUAGUCUAGUCUAGUCUAGUCCGGUAUAGUCCAGUCUAGUCUAGACUGUAGUCUAUUGUAGGCGAGUAUAAUCUAGUCUGGUACAUGUAGUCUUGAAAGUGGACUUGAAUGCCCCUUCCUGCCACUGAAGGCUAGCAAUACAGGGCCGAGGAACACAGAAAUAGCUUGCUUGAAUAAGGUUGCGUUUUGAAAGAAACCUUUAUGUUGAGAAAAAAAGUAGAGCCUUCCUUAGCCUUCUGAUGAUUUAUAGAUGUUUAAGAUUCAUAUUUCCAUUUAGAAGCGAGUGUGCGUAGUUGUUGCAUAAAUUAUGCAAUAAUUAUGCACACCGCCUCUACGCAAUGGCGAGCCACGGCGUGACUUAUGACGUGAUGGGUAUAACUUUCGUUUCAGUUUGGGUGUUGUGGCACAUUACACGAAGUAUUUUUUUUGUUGUUGUUUAGGGUGUGGUGUAAGACCUCCUUUACCACGAGUCAUCGGCGGACGUGACGCCCCACGGCAUUCAUGGCCUUGGCAAGCUGAGAUUCUGGAAAUCCGUGACGGGGAGUGGAUCCACAAGUGUGGGGCGUCCUUGAUUCACCCGGAGUGGAUCGUUACAGCAGCUCAUUGCUUAUUUACACCAGAUCCAAGGAUUUACAAGAUUGUGUUAGGUUUGUAGAAGAUUUAGGACCUUUGAGGUUUAGUGGGUGGAGAAAGGGGUGUUACUGAGUCCCGAUUUACCAAGUACAUGUAAUAACAUGAAGUGCUUUUCUAAUUUGGUAUGCGCCCCUCGGUCGACUCAAUUCAAGGACCGGACCUAAGCAAGGGCGUGGUAUUAUGUUUGCAAAGGUAAAUUUAGGAAUAUGCUAUUUGCCUGCUAUCCAGUUCUAACGCCUAUACUGUUAUCAAGUUUUCCCACAAAGCUGCAUUUACGAAUUCCGCCCCUAGCAAUUGCAUCCUGUGUACCAUAAAGCUCCUCCAUUUUUUUUUUCUAAAUUACAAAAGUUUAUUUACAAACUUCCUUAAAGAAGAAUGCAGUUUUGCACGUUUGCCUUUUAACUUAACUUUGCUUUUUUUCGUUUUUGUGUUUGUUUGUUUGUUUAUUUGUUGUUGUUGUUGUUUUUUUUUAACAGGUGAGCACGAUCGCACUAAGGACGAGGGAACGGAGCAAUAUUUCGAUGUAUCACAGUUAUACCUUAAUAAACAUUUCCAAACGUACAGUGGUUACGGUCACGACAUCGCUCUUAUCAGACUCUCCAGGCCGGCGAUACUAAACCGAUAUGUUAGCCUUGCUUGCCUUCCGAGGCCGAACGAAAGAGUGGCUACUGGCAAGUUAUGUUAUCUUACAGGUAACGCACAUUUAAAGGUUGUAAUGGUGAUUUCUUGGCUUAAGAUUUCUUUAAGUUGGGUCACACAUCACUUAGAUGGCUUGCUGACUUACUUUUUGACACGAUGGGAAAAUAAAUCUCUAAAAAAGUAUGUUUCCCCCAUCCUUAAGUAGUUCCAACACAUAUCGUAUACAAGGCCCUAAGAGGCAUUUAAUCGAACAAGUCAGGGGGGUCUGAUCCCGUCCCGGGGAAAGUCUGGAGAGAGUUUGCUUUUGAACUUUCACCAGUCAUCACUAAUAUCUCUAAUGCCUCGAUGGUACAAGGAUAGGUCCCUGUGUUUCUUAAGCAAUCCGAAGUUGUCCCUGUACUAAAAUGUUCGCCACCCAAAGUAGUUGAACAAGAUCUUCGGCCUAUUUCUCUCACGCCCCAUAUUGCAAAGGUCAUGGAAGGGCUUACGCUGGAUUCCCUCUUCAAGCAAGUCUGUGACAAGCUCGACACCCACCAGUUUGCCCUGGCCGCGAAGUCCACAACUCACGCUCUUGUUUUCUUUCUCCAAGUCAUCCUUGAGGCCCUUGGCCAAUUUGACACUUAUGCACGCAUCUUCUUACUGAUUUCAGUAUAAAGGUUUUGAGGUUUAGAUUUAGUCGAUGACAAUAUCCUUAUCCAAGAAAUGGACCUGCUGGGCGUGCAUGAGGCCACUAUCAGAUGGAUCGGCUCUCUUUUAACGGGCCAUUCACAAAUAGUGGCAAUCGGUCAGGUCAAGAGCCAUAAUAGGACAGAGAGGGACACUCCCAGUCACGCCUUUGGGAUAUCUUAAUCCCAAAAAAGUUAUUUUUAGAACUAUGCGGACCAUACGGAAACAGUUUCCGGUAACCUGGUUGACUUCCGGAAGGUUCAGCGCCAAAGCGAGGCCGGGUCAAUAAAUGAAUAAAAUGGCUGCCUAAGUGGAGGGAUGAUGUGGAGGGUUUGUACUUGAUAAAUUGUCCUUCUUCAACGACGAACCUACCAUAGAAACUGGUUAAAACUUCUACACAAACGGAUCCUUUACAAGAAACGGUAGAAAUCGGUUAAAGCGACCGCGUGACCAUCGUUUUUGUUUGAACAGCUGGAAAGAGGACAAGUAGCAUUGCGGCCGGAUAAGCGUUGCACACAAAACACGCGGGUCCUACAAAGACGACCGUACAAGCGACCAUGUGGACGUAUUUUCUAUUGAAAGAGGAAGGAGAGAGCGUAUAAAGGUUUCCAGUAUUUUUGUCAAGGACAUGACCAGGGAUCAUGUGGAAAACACCUUUUCCUGCUUUGACUGAUAUUUUGUACCGUGCUUCACAUUGGACAAUAACAAUUAAGCACUUUAAUAUUCUUGAACACGAGGUGAAUAGAAGCGGAAUAUUUGCGGCGAGGUUAAUAUUCCUAAAGCCACUGUUCACCAAGAUUAAAAAUCAGUAAGGAGACCAUUUAAGUUCAAUUUGAUUGACGGUUUUGACGGAUCAAUUCAUGUGUGAAAAUCGGUAUGUGCAAAAGUUUGAUCUUUACAGAAUUUUCAAACAGUGCAAAUCAAAUCGCAGUUAAAAAAUCCUUUCGCAAACAAUGGCCUAAUGGGUUAUAUGGAAUCGCCAGAACUUUAAAUUCUGCUUCCCAGCCUGUGAAGAAAAGAAGAGCUUUGUUUUCAUCUGUCGACUCGCCAAGUCAGGGAAAAGGUUUCUUGUGCAGCUUGUGUUGUUCUUUAAUAAGUGCAGACAAUGGUGGCCCGGUGACUCGAGGUAAGGCGCCGUUUCUCUGUAGUUUUCUUGACAAUUUCGUAAAGAUUUUCUUUUAUUUUUUUUUUCUAAGUUGAAUUUGAUUUCUGGGGAAAAUCCGCCUUUGAAGGAAACGUUGAGUUUACAAAACCAUCUCUUCUAUUCAAUUAAACUGUAAUUGUCAACAUUCCAUCGAGCGAAAAAAUGGACCCUAGGACUUUGCCGAAUUCUGAAAGGUUCUUACUCUAAAAAAGACUGGCAAAACACCGAUCUAACGCAUUAGUUACUCGCGAGUCUAAAACACUACAAAGACCACUGAGUGUGUAUCCUGAAAACUAUUUUUGCUUGUAAAAGCUUUAUUUGUGUAAGGUUAUUUGUGUUUUUUCAUGUUGCAAACGGUGUUGAAAUAAAUACGACAGUAUGAUAAUCUCAUCUGGAGUUUAUUUACUUUAUGUGGUUUUACCAAGCCUCAUAUUCUCCUCAUAGACCUGUAAUAAUUAACCUUUACAGAUCCUGCACCAAAAUAUGUAGGUAAGAUUUCCAUACAACCCCAAACAUUUGUUAUGUGUGUUAAAUAAUAUAAGCUUGCUGCAUGUAUAAUAAAUGUAGGGGUUUGACUGCAAAUCGUACCACAGCAUAAUUCAAGCUUCAGGCAUUCAUGAAUGCAUAGGACCUUUUGAUGUUGUGUUUGCCACUUAUUGAUCCAGCAAGUUUUCUCUAUUUUAGUAAGCACUUAUGGUUUUAGGUGUUGGCUGCUGAAUGUAGUGUUUUUUUUUUCAUUGUAGAAAGCUCUCAAAAGUAUGAAGAAUAAAAACUACUGCAAUAAGUUCAAACUGUGUAUAGCUUCUUGCUGAGUUGUGUCUUAUUUUUUAUACCCCCCUUCCACACAGAAAAAAAAUACAAACCUAAUUACUCUUUUUCUAUAGUGUACGGCGAAACCUGUAUAUUUAAGCCGACUCCAUAUUAAAAGUUACAUCCUAUGUUAAGCAGAUGAAUAGCUCAGUGUGUUUGAAAAGUUUCUAACCAUAUUUUCAGAAAAACAAUGUUUUCAAAAAUAAAUGCAUCCAUACCCAUUUUAAGGGGUAUUUUCUUUGGGUUAAAAGGUUUCAACCAAUCAUAAGAGCUGCAAACAAUAGCCAACUGAAGAAAACUUUACAUUAAUUUUAAGUUCCUGACAUGGGAUAUCUGUUUUAUUCAGACUCAUAAGAAUUUGUUAUAAGGAUUCAUAUACAUGCUGCUUUGCAAAGUUUUCUUGAAUUUUGCUGCCUAAACGAAUCAGAAGUAUUACAGACAAUAGUAAAGUGAGCACCUUUUUGCAUUUCAACAUGUUUAAACAUUGACUUUAUUAAUAUUAAUGUUGCAUUCUAAUGCUCUUAAAGCCGAGUCUGCAGGCAGAGCAAGUUUGUGUAAUCUUUUGCUUUUAAGGCAUCCUGCACCGUGACACCCCAAUCUUUCCCUUUAAAUAAUCUAAGAAACUCACAUGUUGGCCUGCACAUUAUGAUUGAUCAGGGUAGGCCUCGUGCAACCACUAAGAUAUCACAGGAGAUUUAGGCUGUUAUUAUCAGUUAAGCUGAUCAGUAUAGGUGAGCAUAUGACCUUCAUUGAGGAAGGCUUUAAGUUAAAAAUGGCAGUAUCAAAUUAAAAUAAAAAUCAAUAAGAACUUCCUUUGGUCACACCUUGACCUCUUAAUUAGGUCAAGUUUCUUUUAUUGGUGAGUUAAUCAAUUCAUGCAUCUGCAUGGGUUGCAUUGAGGGAGACAUUCUGGAACAAUAAAACAGUGUGUGUGACUGAAUCAAUGUAUCUAUUCAUGCCAUGGCUUGAAAGAGGCAAUGUCAAGGAAAGCAUCUAGAGGUAGACAAAUUAAUAUUAAUGUAUUGUGUACAAUAACAUGUGUGUCACUCAGUUGGUCACACUCUUCCCAGUACUCCUCAAAUUUCAAAUCCCAAAUGCUUUGGCAGCCACAUAGUUUAACAAAAGUAUAAAAAAUAAGUAAUGAAUAAAUAAAUAAGUGCUCCCUUGCCCCAAAAUAUAGAACUUGCACUGUUUGUCAAGCCUGCACAUUAUUUUCCCCACUAUUAAUUCCGUGGCAAGGUCAUCCAGACAUCUUAAAAGAUAAUUCAUGAUUGCUAGUAGUAUUGUUCCUUUAAUUCAACCUGUCAGAAAACAACAGAAAAGUUUGCAGAUACUGAAAGACAUAUAGACUGCAAGCAGUCUCUCUUUUGCUCGAGAAUCUGUAAGGGAGAGUAUUUGAGCAGCAUAUUCGAAUUUGCACCCUCACAACUCACGGGACUUCGCUGCUCAAAUACUCUCGCUUACAGAUUUUUGAGCUGAAGAGAGACUGCUCACAGUGUAAAAGACAUACAACAUAAAAAUGAUGUACCAGUUUUAUGAAACCUUUACAUGUAGUAUUUUAUAUUAUACCUUCAGGGGGGAGCCAGCCUGGCAUAAGGACUCAGUUCUUCUCUCUUUGCACCCUCACUCAUCCUUCUUUUUACCAUCUAUUUUUAUGCAUAUGAGCUUGUUAUAAAUAAAAAAGAAAAACUUGUAUAAUUAGAAUUAGGCAGACAUCCACACAAAAUUUGCUGCUUUCUGCUUAUCAGAGAUAUCCACUAAAUACAGGUUUGUUUUUCUUAAAUCAUAGAAAGAAACGUUUUGCCACAUUUUGAGCUAUUUGACUGCUGAAUACAGGGUGUCUGCUUCAUAUGGGGUCUGCAUAAUACAGGUUUCACCAUACAAUGUAGAAAAUGAGUUAAUUAGCCUUUCACUGAGGAGGGGAGGUACAAGAAAUAAGACAUAAUUAUAAACAAGAAGCUAUACAGAGCUUGAACGUAUUGCAGUAGUUUAUAUUCUUAACACUUCUGAGUGCUUUCUAUAGAGAAAAAAAGAAAAGACUACAUUCAGCAGUGGACACCUAAAACCAUGAGUGCCUAAAAAGUAGACAAAACUUGCUGGAUCUAUAAGUGGCAAACACAACAUCAAAAGGUCCAAUGUGCAUCCAAACCUCUACAUUUGUUAUCCAUGCAGCAAGCUUAUAUUAUUUAACACACAUAACAAAUGUUUGGGGUUGUAUGGAAAUCUUACCUAUACAUUGUGGUGCAGGAUCUGUAAAGGUUAAUUAUUACAGGUGUAUGAGAAAACUAUGAGGCUUGGUAAAACCACAGAAAGCAAAUAAACUCCAGAUGAGAUUAUCAUACUGUCGUAUUUAUUUCAACACCGUUUGCAAAAUGAAAAACACGAAUAACCUUACACAAAUAAAGCUUUUUUAAGCGAAAAUCGGUUUCAGGGUACACACUCAGUGAUCUUUGUAGUGUUUUAGCCUCGCGAGUAAAUAAUUCGUGAGCUCGUUGUUUUGCCAAUUUUUUAGAGUACGAACCUUUGGAAUUCGGCAAAAUUCUAGGUUCCAUUUUUUGAAGGUAUGAAAGGACUUCAAAGUUGCAAAAGACCGUUUUCAGAUUAACUUUAGCAGUAUUUUUUGCUCGAUGGAAUGUUGACAAUUACAGUUUAAUCGAGUAGAAGAGGUGUGUAAACUCAACAUUUAAAGACAAAUUUUCCCCCGACAUCAAAUUCAACUGACUUAUGAGGAAAAAAUGAAACCAAAUCUUAACGAAAUCUCGAGAUUUCAGUUAUAAAUUAAUCAGGACCGAGAAAACUACAGAGAAACGGCUCCUUACCUCGAGCAACCGGGCCACCAUUGUCUGCACUAACGAAGAACAACACAAAUUAGCUGCACAAAAUACCUUUUUCCCUAACUUGGCGAGUCAAAGCGCUACUUUUCUUCUUAGGUUUGGAAGUACAAUUUACAGCUGAAUUUAAACUUCUGGCGAUUCCAUGUAACCCAUUAGGCUAUUGUUUCCUAUUUGAUUUGCAAUGUUUGAAAAUUCUGUAAAGAUCAAACCUAUUGUUUACUGAAUAUUAACCUCGCCGCGAAUAUUCCGCUUCUAUUAACCUCGUGUUCAAUAAAGAAUAAUUGCUAAUUGUCCAAUGUGAAGUGCGGAACAAAAUAUCAGUCAAGCAGGAAAAGGUGUGUUCCACAAGAUUCCCGCCUUCCCGGUCAUGUCCUUGACAAAAAUACUGGAAACCUUUAUACGUUCUUUUUCUUCCUCUUUCCAUAGAAAAUACGUCCACAUGGUCACUUGAACGGUAACGCUUAUCCGGGCCGCAAUGCUACUUGUCCUCUUUCCAGCUGUUCAAACAAAAACGAUGGUCACGGGGUCGCUUUAACCGAUUUCUACCGUUGCUUAUAAAGGACCCUUUUGUGUUGAAGUUUUAACCAGUUUCUAUGGCAGGUUCUUCGUUGAAGAAGGACAAUUUAUCGACUCCACAUCGUCCCUCCACUUGUGCCGCCAUUUUUUUAUUUGUUGACGCCGCCUCGCUUUCGCGCGCUGAAUCGUGAAAGCGAGUCUUCCGGAAGUCAAUCAGUUUACCGGAAACUGUUUCCGCGUGGUCCGCAUAGUUCUAAAAAUAACUUUUUUGGGAUUAAGAUAUCCCGGCCAACGCCCUGAGUGUCCCUCUCUGUCCUAUUAUGGCUCUUGGUCAGGUUUAUUCGCAUCCAGUUACACCGAAUGGGGGAAUACCACAAGGAACAAUCUGUGUAGGGACUAAAGAUAUAGGAUUAAAUACGUUGAUGACACCUCGGUAUGUGAAUCUAUUCCUCGAUGUUCGCCUAACUACCUUCCAUUUAUUGUUGCAAAUAUUGACACCUACGCUUCCAUGAGUAACAUGCGGCUUAAUGAGAAAAAGUGUAAAGAUAUGGUUAUCAAUUUUUUGAAGUAUCAAUCCACUGUUAUAACACCGAUUCAGCUUAAUGGUAUAGUCAUUGAUAGAGUAUCCAGUUACAAACUCUUGGGAGUUAUUAUCUCUGAUGACCUCUCUUGUAUCUAUAAAAAAAGCUACUAAGCGAUUGUCUGUGCUGCGGACCCUCAAGAGAGUUGGACUGGGCACUAACUAUCUCGUGUUAGUCUACUGUAGUAUUGUUAGAUCCAUUGUUGAGUAGGCCUCGCCAGUUUGGGCUGCAAUCCCUUUAUAUCUGGACGACUUAAUUGAGUCUGUACAGCGGAAACCUCUCAACAUAAUAUUUGGCCGGGUGGACUAUACGGACGCCUUGAUCUUGGCCGGCCUGGGGUCUCUUGGUGACAGGAGAGUAGGAGCUUGUAAGCAGUUUACGGCUACUGCACGCCAAAUGUCCCCCCUUAAGAACAUCAUCCCCUCUCCUGCCGCUAUUGAGUCUCAUUACAGUAUAAGGGUCCAACUUCCAAGACGUCAACAUGGUCAAACCAAAAGAAUUAAAAAUAAUGACUUUGUAACUUAUAAUUUCACUGAAUGUAUGUAAAUGGUUAAUUGUAUGGGACAAUGACCUCCCCCAACAAUUCAGUUAUUGCUGCAAGUGGGUGAAAUAAACAGACUAUAAAACUAUCUAUCUAUCUAUCCAUCCAUCCAUCCAUCCAUCCAUCCAUCCAUCCAUCCAUCCAUCCAUCUAUCUAUCAAUCAAUCAAUCAAUCAACGCUGGUAACGCCUAAAUGAACUAAACUAUCAUCCCGUCCUUACCCGGCGCGAGGCUUAAUUCUCACCCGACUAACAAGUAAAACUGGAGAAAAAAAGGGCUUAGUUUGGAAGAUUGUCCGUUCUUAUAUUUCUUGACUAUAAUAUUCUUGGCUGCCUUCAAGACUCAAGGAGAGGCGAAAAGAAAAGUAUGAAGAUGCGUGUAAUCAUGCUCCAACGAGCACAGAUCUUCGAUCAUGAAAAGUGCUUCUGAUCACCGGGGAAGGCUAAUUAUUUUCUGUAAUUAAAGAAUACAUUUUCACUGGGACGUGUUUCAUAUACGACUUCAAAAAUUCACUUACUUUGUUUCUAUUAAAUCUAGUUCAACAAACUUUUAACUGCAAAAGUAUAAAAAUUCUGAAGGUAACUUUGACUAAGUCAAAUCAAUAAAGACAGAAAUGAAUGAAAAGAAACGAAAAUAAAAGACAAAAACUCGUUUUGCAGGUUGGGGGGUACAAGUUUACGGAGGAUCUAAAGCUGACAUUUUGCAACAAGCUCAACUGCUAACGGCGAACCACUCGACAUGUUCAAAUGGAAACUCGCAUUUCCAGCCGAUCGAUGAUGAGUCUAUGCUUUGCGCCGGGGAUCCGAAAGCAAGUGGGUGCAAUGGAGACAGUGGCGGACCCCUAGUUUGUGAAGAAAGCGGGAAAUAUGUCCUAAGAGGUGCCGUAAGCUGGGGUAUCCCCAAGUGUCCAGGCGGGGAUACAUUCUCUGUGUUUACGCGAAUAAGUUCUUUUAUUACUUGGAUUGAAGAUCAUAUCAAGAACAGUGACAUGUAUUAGUCUGGGCAUAAUUUGAUUACAUUUUUUUUAACAAAAGUGAAUCGAACAUGAAAAUAUGGCGAAAGGGUGGAAGAAGAACGUUUAAGCUACAAUCAUCUACAAUAGGCGAUCGACAAAUAAAAAUUGUUGAGCGAGAGAACAACAACAAUACUUAUUUUUACUCAGUCUU
Messenger RNA from Porites evermanni, 12628 nucleotides. The record is from the annotation of a GenBank genome assembly. Lineage: Eukaryota; Metazoa; Cnidaria; Anthozoa; Scleractinia; Poritidae.